Molecule: messenger RNA, 5650 nt
Organism: Sus scrofa (pig)
Lineage: Eukaryota; Metazoa; Chordata; Mammalia; Artiodactyla; Suidae
Gene: TNFRSF8
Product: TNF receptor superfamily member 8
Biological process (GO): signal transduction
Molecular function (GO): protein binding; transmembrane signaling receptor activity
Source: RefSeq, a predicted model, not a curated record
GCAGUUGGGCGCCUGCGAGGUGCGCGGGCCCAGGCCUGGCGGCGCGGUGGGUCUUCCCACGCUUGCCGGCUCCCGCCGCUGGCCCCGCACGUGGGCGCAGCGCCCUUCCCAGGCUGCGCAGGUGGGCGCGGGUGGGGAGCCCGCCCCCCCUCCUCCCCGCCCCUGCCCGGGAUGUGCGCCCUCCGUUUGGUGCUGGGACUGUUGCUCCUGGGGGCGCUCGGAGCCUUCCCGCAGGGUCAAGCCCCCAGGGAUCCCUGUCCUGGGGACCCAGCCGCUACUAUGACAAGGCUGCCGGGGUGUGCUGCCGCCGCUGCGCCCUGGAGCCUUCCCUGUGCCCUCAAGGGCCCACUGACUGCAGGAAGCAGUGUGAUCGUGGCUACUACGUGGACACCAAUGGCCGCUGCACAGCCUGUGUGACCUGUUCUGAAGACUACCUCGUGGAGAAGAAGCCGUGCUCGUGGAACUCCUCCGGCGUGUGCGAAUGCCGGGCUGGCAUGUUUUGCGGGACGUCAGCCGUCAACUCCUGUGCCCGCUGCUUGCCCCACUCCGUCUGCCCCCCCGGGAAGGUUGUCAAGUUCCAGGGCACAGCACAGAGGGACACUGUCUGUGAGCUGCCUCCCCCAGGGGCCAGCCCCGACUGCAGCACCAACCCACAGGACUGCAAGGCCCCCGCCAGGAGAAUUGCCAGUCCCAUCCCUGGCUUCCUUCCCAGCGGCACCACCCCCCAGGCCAAGCCGGCCCUUGCAUCCCCAGCGAGCUCCGAGGCCAGGACCACGCUUCUCAGAGGCACCACCCCCUUCGCCAGGGAAGAUGCUCCUAAAUCACCUCCCAGCUCUUCCUCCUCCGUGGGGAAGCUCAAUCCAGAUCCACGGCUGACUCUACAGCAGCCCUGCCCUCAGGGGUCUGCUGACUGCCAGAAGCAGUGUGGCCGCAACUUCUACCUGGACAGGGACGGACGCUGCAAGGCCUGUGUGAGCUGUUUAAGAGGUGACCUCGUGGAGAAAACACCAUGCACGUGGAACUCCUCCAGCGUCUGCGAGUGUCGGCCUGGCCUGUUCUGUGCCACGUCAGCCAUCAACUCCUGUGCCCACUGCGUCCCCCGCCCCAUCUGCCCGCCAAGGAUGGCCACCAAACUCCAGGGUGCCGCCGAGAGGGACACCACCGACGAGCCACCUCCCCCGGGGACCCACCCCGACUGCAGCACCAACCCAGAGGACAUCAGGGCGCCUGCCAGCCCUACCCCCUCCCUGAUCUCCUUGGCCGGCGAGAAGAGUGGAGGGGGCAUCACUCACGCCUGGGGGGACGCCUCCAUCUCAACCAGUGCUCCCAUCUCUUUCUCCUCCACUGGGAAGCCCACUCUGGUUCCAGGACCUGUGCUCCUCUGGGUGGUCUUGAUGCUGGUGGUGGCCGUCAGCUCUGGCUCCUUCCUCCUGUGCCACCGGAGGGCCUGCGGGAAGUGGAUUCGGCAGAAGAUCCACCUGUGCUACCCAGCCCAGACCUUCCGGCCCAAGCUGGAGCCUGUGGAUUCCAGGCCUGGGAAGACUCUGACCCAGGUGACCAGGAGCAUAUCCGUGGCAGAGCCGGGCACAGAGGAGCUGGGCUUAAUGAGCCCCCCGGCUGUGAAGACCUGGCCCAGCAACGGGGGAGCCUGCCUGGAGAGCCUGCGGCUGCUGGAGGCCAGCCCGGCCAGCACCCCCCCGACCCCCACUGACCUUCCUGAGCUCCGAGGGACCACGGAGCACACCAACAACAGGAUUGAGCACAUUUACAUCAUGAAGGCCGACACCGUGAUUGUGGGGUCCGUGAAGGCCGAGGUGCCUGAGGGCCAGGGCCUGGCAGGGCCGGCGGGGCCCGAGUUCGAGGAGGCUCUGGAGGUGGACCAUGCCCCCCACUACCCGGAGCAGGAGACGGAGCCGCCUCUGGGCAGCUGCAGGGACAUCAUGUUCUCGGUGGAGGAAGAAGGCAAGGAGGAUUCCUUGCCCACGACCGACCCUGGGAAAUGAGGCCUGGCCCAGGCUGGGGCGCAGAGGGCCGCUGGGAGCCUUGGGGAGGCAAGGGUGGCGCUGGUGGCACCACGCUGGUGGCAGAGGUCUGUCUGGCCUGAACUGAGGUUCCUGCAUCUGGUGGAUCCAGCCUGUCAGUGCAGGAGGUUCUCGUGGUCCGUACUUGCCUCCUUGGGGAGCCUGGGCCUGUGCAGCAGAGACAGCUAAGGGGCAACAGAUGGCAGGCAGGGCCUGGGCACCCUGCCUCCUGCCACUGCCAAGAUGCCCCAGAGCCCCGGGUGUCAGACACACACAGUAGAGCAGAGGCAGUGGCCAUGAAGCUCCUACCCCCAUGCCCUCUCCUGUCACCCCGGCCUCGGGAGCGAUGCCCACCGGGACUCGCUGCCAUGCCAGCUGCCCCCAGUUCCUGUGACGUGGCCCCUGUGGGCACUGAGCCAGCCCCUGUGGUUGUUCUCCUGAGUCAAAAAGAAAGUCAAGAGAUGGUUGUCGUCCUUUCCCCCUUCUUGGCUGCAGCCACAACACAGUACUCUGGGCCCACGGGAGCCCCCCAGCCUGGCCAGCCCUGCCUGGGCUGCUGGGACCACCCCCACACACACACUCCACAGUGGGCCCAGGGCCUUGGAUCCCUGACGCUGCAACAGGAGGAGGUGUCUCAAGACCCAGGUACCAGCAGACUCUCAGCAUCAGAGCUCCUCCCGCCGGAGACCCCGCCCACCCAGUGAUACCCAGAAAGGCCUGCCUGGCUUCAACUGAGGCUUCCUCCCUGCAGGGACCAGGGGAACCGUGGGCCCUUCUUGGGUCCUUGACUGCUUCGUAGGCACCACGGGCUCCAUCCUGGGCAACGAAGAAGAUGCCUCUUCCCCAGAUCGGCCACGUGCACAGACCCCAGUGGCUCCAGCCGCUAAGCACCCCCAAUUGGGAUGUGGGUUUCAAAAAAAUGGUGCCAUGUCACCCAGACAUUCUGCUGGAAAAGAAAGAGCAUUUAGUAGUUCAAUCUGGACUUGAGGAUUUUUACAUUCCACACCAAGGAGUCACGCCCCCUGACGUGGAUCUGCUUCCUCAUCUCCCCAGGGCUUCCAGACUCAGGUCCGCUAACAAGUGGUCUUGGAAAGUCUGUGGCCCGGGGGCACUGAGUCGCUGCUGGAAUUACCCGCUGGAAGCCAAGCCCGAGAAAGCUGCUGUUUACCCACCAGCCUGCUCACUCGCUGGAGGAAGUUGAGGCCAGGUCAGGAAUCACAAGGGUAGUUUCUGAAACCACUCAGAUGUUUUGGGGAAAGUUGGAGAGAGGCUGGACGCCAAGAGAGACGGUUUACACAGAACCUGAAGUUUAUGUGCCACGGAUAAUAUUUGCCAAAAUGCCCUGGGCGAGGGCACUUCGGAGGCUCUGCUCCUUCCUGCCACCCCCGAGCCCCUGUGAAGGGCUCUGCAGCUGUGACUUGAGGAUGUUGGCACGUGGUUAAUGGAUUGAAGGGCUCCCUCACCCAAGGGCCCUUCACAAAACUUUGAUCCUUUAAAAAUUCAUAAAGUCCCUUAAAAACCAAUCAUAAGAGAGUUCCCACUGCAGCUCUGCAGGUUAAGGAUGCGAUGUUGUCUCCGUGAAGAUGUGAUUUUGAUUCCUGGCCUCCCUCAGUGGGUUCUGGAUCUGGCAUUGCUGUGGCUAUGGUGUAGGCCAGCAGCUGCAGCUCCAAUUGGACCCCUCGCCCCCAAAUAAUUUCCACAUGCCUCAGAUGCGGUUGUAAAAGAAAAAAAAAAAAGAAGAAGAAGAAAACAAAAAACCAAUUGUAAGGCUCCAGGAUAUUCUCCUGCCAGAGACUGGGAGUAUUUGGAGUGUCAGCAGGUAUCUGAAAAGUCGUUCUCCCUCCAGGACGGAGUCCCCCCUUUACCUCUCUGCACCAGACACCUGGGCCACCGGCCUCUGGGUCAGGGAGUCCCCCACAUGCUGGGACAGCCUUUCCUCCUAGAGGCCCCUCCCUGGGGAUGGAGGCAGAGCCUUCCUCUCUGUGACUCCCACUCCCUGUUGGGUCCUUGGCAGAGGUGUAGAGCAACAGGUUUUUGCCCUAAGGCUCCCUUUGCGGAUGGCCAGGCGGGAUCCCUGGUCCCCUCCAGGCCUUCUUCCCGCUGAGCUGGGCCCAGUAGUCCCACAGCUUGGGGAAAGGGAGUCCCAAAGUAGCGGUGUGAAUGCCCCAGCCUUGGGGGGGGAGGGCCCAGAGAGGACCAGAGAUAAAUGUGACCCUUGGGCUUUGAGCCAGAGCUGGCAGGGGCCCAGCUGCCUCCCUGGUCACAGCUCAGGGGCGGUGUGGGGCCUGUUCCCCUCCACAGGCAGCCCCCUCUGACCGUGGCUCCCCCUGGGGAAUGGAGGAAGUCGGCCUCCCUCCACCUCUCCCUCAGGACUCCGGCCCGGGCCUGGAUCUCACAGCUCAGCCCGGCUGGUCACGUGGUCCAUCCAAGCGCCAGGGUGAAGCUCCCUCCCCUGCCCAGUCAUGAGGGGCCCCUCCUUAGCCCCUGGCUGUUCUGAUGUCCAGAUGGGCAGACGGACAUGGCCCCUGCUGCCCCGGAGUAGCAGUUCCCAGGCUGCAAGGAACCCGCCCACACGUGCAGACACGUCUCCCUCAACAGCUGAGUGACAGUAAGUGAUUAGUGUCUUGCGGAAGCUGUUGCGCUCAAAGAGAGUCCACUGUUUCCCAAGGCAGCCUUGUAUGUCGUAAGCUAUGCUGGCUUCUUAGAAUCUCUCAGGCCAGGGCUGGUCCUUAGGACAAGAGCCUGACUGUGCAUAGCAUCCUUUGCUGUGUCCCGCUUACCCUGGCCAUGAGAACCUGCGACGGUGCCUCCAGCAUCUCUGUCCCACCAUCACCGGGACCUGCUUUGUGGGGCUGAACAGAAGAGAGAAUCUGUGCGGAGAGGAGAGGCAGCUCUCUGGCCGCCCUUUCUUGGGUGCCUUCUCUUCUCCAGCACCUCCUUGAUCCUCCUGCCCUCUCAUGUGGAACCGUGGAAUCGUGGGGCAAGUGCAGGGUGGGAGUUGCUGGGGCCAGGAUGGGUGGGAAGAGGGAUUCACAGGCGGGGCCCGAGAAGAAUGCUUUACUGUGUCAGUACUCCUGACUGGAAGCCAAGGGGAGAAUAUCAAAAGCUUCAAGGACUGCUCCUUGGGCCUGGGGAGAAGCCGGCCCAGCACCCCCUCAAGCUCCUGCACCCUCCCCAGGACCACAUAAUUGGGUCAGUGAACAAACUCAUUCCUGGGUCAGCUCGUGCCCUGUGCUACCAGAAGGCUCAAUCUGGGGUCUGGGAUAGAGUCCAGAGGGCAGGGCCACGUCUAGCCAGGUAGUCAGGGAGGGCUUCUCAGAGGAGGUGGCUUUUGAAAGCUCCACCUGAGCCACAUGACAAGUGGGUGAGGUGGGGGCCUGCAAGCCUCCUGAGAAGGCAGGGGGGUGGUAAUGCAAAGGCCCUAAGGUGGGGACCCUCCUGCCCGGAGGUUCGGGAAAUUCACCGCCAGGUGGGGGCACAGCGAUCAAUCGGGGUGGGGAGGAGGUGGAGGGCUCGGCGGGGCCAUUGUGUAGUGCUUCGAUCUUAUCGUCAAUAUCCUGAGACCAUGUCUACAUUUAUUUCUAUUUUCCUCCUCUCAGAACAAUAAACAUCCUGGUAUUAUCUCUGCA